This is a messenger RNA of Fukomys damarensis (Damara mole-rat), 1452 nucleotides long. It is a transcript of the gene Ppp1r1a, whose product is annotated as protein phosphatase 1 regulatory inhibitor subunit 1A. Bases 1 to 585 code for a protein of 194 amino acids. Gene Ontology annotation, molecular function: protein phosphatase inhibitor activity. Gene Ontology annotation, cellular component: cytoplasm. Gene Ontology annotation, biological process: intracellular signal transduction. NCBI's taxonomy places the organism in Eukaryota, Metazoa, Chordata, Mammalia, Rodentia, Bathyergidae. The transcript has 8 exons. The record is from RefSeq and is a predicted model, not a curated record.
AUGACACUGGGCCCAGAGGUGGUUGCUGUCCAGGGACUGGGGUCCAAGCUGAGGGAUCUGCAAGGGACUCUUCCCAAGGCAGAGGUCGAGGAAGAUGCCUGUGUGUCCCUCCCCUCCCUGGCCUGGGGUGAGUGCCAUCUCUGGACCUCUAAGAUUCGGAGACGCCGCCCCACACCUGCCACCCUCGUGCUGACCAGUGACCAGUCAUCUCCAGAAGUGGAUGAAGACCGGAUCCCCAACCCACUUCUCAAGUCUACUCUGGCAAUGUCUCCACACCAACGGAAGAAGAUGACACGGGCCACACCCACAAUGAAAGAGCUCCAGACGAUGGUUGAACAUCACCUGGGGCAACAGAAGCAAGGAGAGGAGCCUGAAGGAGCUGCCGAGAGCACAGGGACCCAGGAGUCCUGCCCACCUGGGAUCUCAGACACAGGAGCAGAGUCCAGGCUGGGCACCCCUGGGACAGCACAGCAAUUUGCAGGACUCAGCCCUAAGACUCAGGAGAGGAGCAGUGAGGAGCCCAGCACAGAGGAUCCCUCAAUCCAUAUACCGCCCCUGGACUCCCAGGGAGCCAACUCGGUCUGAGGCAGCAGCAUCCUGGCAUUGCAACUGCAGUUUGGGAAUGCAUGGACACUGGAUAUGUGAUUUCUUACUUCACUUUUGGGGAAAAUCUCUCAUUUUUAAAAAGUGAUAAAUUUGGUGUUAGGUCCUUGGCACUUUCCUUCUUUCCAAGCUUGGAGAAUCCUUUCUGCCUCCCCUCCUGUCUGUCCCCUCUUACCCAGCUGCCUCUAGGAAGGAGGAAAUAGGGUUGCUAGGCAAAAGCUCCCUGACCUUGCCUUUACUUGCUACAGGAAGAGAGAUGGGGCGGGUCAGGCAGGUAGGACGACUGACCUCUAGAGUGCCAAAAAGGAAGGUUGGCCUCAGGUUCUGGAUUCUGAGGAAAGAUCCAGCCACCUGGCAGGGUUGCCCUGCAGCUUUGAGCCCUGGAGCCUGUGCCCUACAGCUGUGACGAUGCUAUGGGCGCCAUCUGCUGGACGAAGGAGGGAGGUGCACCCUGGCCCUUGGCCCAUGAUGAAGGGGUGGGGGAGUCAUGCGUUCCAUCCUCCACCUUGAGACCACCUUCCCUCAAUCCGCUCCAUGAGCAAAAGUGGACAGAGAGCACAGUGACUGCUAAGAGACCCUUGCUGGGAACAAGUAGGAUUGCCUUCCCCUCUGUUCCAGGUACUGAAAGACCAGGGUAAGACAAAAACCAAGCACAGGUGAAAUGUCCUCCAGUCCUACGGCAGUCCUGACACUGACUGAUUUUCCCCAAGUAGAGGAGGACAGGAAGGAGAGAAGGCAAGUUUCAUCUGCCUUCCAGGCUGAAGCAGCAGCGUGGCACAGAGAGAAAAGCACAGCCCAGGAGAAGUGUGAGGCCGUACUUCUGCUGGGCACUACCGUUUGCCCUCAGAC